Hydractinia symbiolongicarpus is the source of this 828-nucleotide messenger RNA. RefSeq lists its product as uncharacterized. NCBI's taxonomy places the organism in Eukaryota, Metazoa, Cnidaria, Hydrozoa, Anthoathecata, Hydractiniidae. The transcript has a single exon. The record is from RefSeq and is a predicted model, not a curated record. The coding region runs from base 1 to 828 and encodes 275 amino acids.
AUGUUGCCUUUGGAAAAGAAGUUAAGAAUAAGAAACACGUUAGUAAAAGUUAUCGAAAAUUACUUACGAGAAGAAAUAAAACCUUGUUAUGAACAUUAUCAAGAAGAAAAACUUACGUUAUUGCAAACGUUGAACACUACCAUAGAGAGCAAACUUGGAAAAUUUUUAAGUAUUACGGAAGAGAUUUCCGAAAUUAUUGAAGAGGAAGAUCAAUUAAUAAAAGAUGCUCAAGAAAGUAGUGACUUUGAAGUACGGGUAAGAAAUGAACUGCUAAUACUUGAUCGUUUCCUAAAAUCAAAACAAGAUAGAAGUGACACAGUCAGUACGAGGUCAGUUAGUGCUUCAAGCUCUAUUAAACUGCCAAAAAUUGAAAUAAAAAAAUUUGAUGGCGAUCCAACUAAUUGGUUUUCAUUUAUUGAUUCUUUUGAAACAGCAGUUGACAAAAACGAUCACAUGUCUAAUGUUGAAAAAAUGAAUUAUUUGUUAGGAUUUGUUGUUAAAGAUGCUGCAUCUACGAUAAGCGGUUUAAAACUGAGUAAUGAUGAUUAUGAGAUUGCUUUAAAUUUGUUAAAAGAUCGCUUCGGAGAUCCGCAAAUGAUAAUUUCAGGACAUAUGAAUAAACUAUUAAACUUGGAGCCUGUCAUGGCUAUUUCUGACGUUCGUAAUUUACGCCAAUUGUUCGAUAUAACUGAGGCGCAAGUGCGUAGUUUACAAUCUUUAGGAGUUGAAUCUCAAAACUUUGGCUCAAUGCUUAUACCUGUGUUAUUGCAAAAACUGCCAGGAGAAUUGCGUCUGAUUAUUAGUCGCCAACUUGGAAAAAACGCAUGA